Molecule: messenger RNA, 1008 nt
Organism: Exophiala viscosa
Lineage: Eukaryota; Fungi; Ascomycota; Eurotiomycetes; Chaetothyriales; Herpotrichiellaceae
Product: mitochondrial 39-S ribosomal protein L47 (MRP-L47)-domain-containing protein
Exons: 3
Coding region: 161-925 (254 amino acids)
Biological process (GO): mitochondrial translation
Cellular component (GO): mitochondrial ribosome; mitochondrial large ribosomal subunit
Molecular function (GO): structural constituent of ribosome
Source: RefSeq, a predicted model, not a curated record
AUUCGGACAUUGAGAUUGAGAUACUCUCUACAAGUCGAGUCAGUCAUCGAUCGCAUGAGUCACAUCCUGCAGCCAAGUCGCAUUGAGUCACAACCUCAGAAUCCCAGUCGCAUUGGUUCCUGACAGCUAUAAAAUCUCCGUUCGAUCCCCGGAUAUCAACAUGGCUUCCUCAGUCCUGAGCUUCGUGCCAUGUCGGCAGGCGACGGUCCCCGUCUUUCUCGCCCCAGCUUUUGCGAGACCUACCACCGUUGCAGCGACAAUUUCAUUCUCCAGAUCCUACGCUAGCAAGCCGAAGAAAGAGGAGAACAGACCACAGUCCCUUGCGCAACGGCCGCGAAAGGAUGCGAACAAGCAGAGAGGUGUCUCCGCCAUCCGACGAACUGGUCCCAGAGUAACACAGGGCCUAUGGCAAUACCCUCUUCCCGUCCCUGUCGCAAGGGACCACAGAGGCACCUCUCCGGAGUACCAAGGCUCAGAGGACCAUGGGCUAUGGGGUUUCUUUAGCAAGGACAAAAGACCAAUACUCCCACCCGAAGAAGAGUCAAGCCAUGGCCGGGCUUGGACUUAUCAGGAACUAUCCAUAAAAUCCUUCGAUGAUCUACACAGGUUGUACUGGGUGUGUGUGAAAGAACAGAACCGAGUCAUGACCCGGGAGAAAGAGCGAUUGCGCGUAAGAGCAGGUUACGGUGGACAAGAGCACGAGGACAGACUCACAGUGGUUCAAGGUACCAUGAAGAAGAUCCGGGAAGUACUGGCCGAUCGACAUCUCUCUCGCGACCAAGCCUAUCGAUUGAUCAGCCAAAAGUAUCUGAGGGACAUCUUCCCGAGUCCAGCAGCGUCGGAGGAGGAGCACUUGGAACCUGUUGACCCGGCCGCACCUGUCGACAACGAUCGCCUACAAGAAAUCCAGAUAUCGCGGUCCUAGGUCAUUGUAUAUGGGCAUGUGCCGGUCGCCCUGUCGGGGACCUUGCAUGCUGGCGCAACGGGAUUGCUAGCAGAAAUCUGUAA